UGUCGGGAGAGUGGUGGUAUUUUAUUCCGCGUCGUCACUCGCAUGCAGUGUAAGUUAAAGUUGAGGCGGCAUGAAGUUUCAGUUCAUGCAUCGGUCUGCGCAGCUUCAGAUCUCUCUAGAUCUUUCCAUUUCAUCUGCUCACGGCUCUCUUUAUGUUUCUCAUCCUCUCUUGGUCGGGACUUCAAAUCCCUCUUAGCGAAUAUUUGCAAAAAUCAAGACGGUUUUGCGAUGGGAUCUCUGUUCUGGGAGUCUGAGAGAAAGCAAACACGUUCUCACAGAGCAGCUGAGCAGUUCCUUUUCUAGUUGUAUUUUGAUUUUUUUGCCGUUGCGACAUAAAUUAUUUAAUCUUUAAUUUUUGCUUUUCUAUAUGGAGGUCUGACGGGGCGAAAAUAUUGAACAUGUCUGACAAAAUCUGAAUUCACGCGCCUGUUUUUGGAUUAUCUGUUUCCCAGGAUACAGAACACUGAAUCGACCGCGCUUCAACUAGAGACUUUAUUUCCCAUUUACCGGACUUAAAGACUGCUAAAGGGCUUUGGAAAUGAGCGGUCCGUUUUCAAAAUGUCCUUUUUAAGAAUCACUCGUGGCGAGAGACGUUUUCUCAGAGGACGGGAGGGUUUGUAACGCUGAAUUUAUCGCCGAUUUCACGACACGCGUUUCCAUGGCUCCGGCGGUCAGAUCGAUUAAGCGUAAGGAUGCGAUUAACUGGCCGAGGAUGUCGACAACUUUCUGGGCUGUGCUGCUGUUGACGGCGCUUCUGAUCGUGUACUGCGGUCAACUUGCAGCAGGAACCUGUGAGAUUGUCACUUUAGACAAAGACAGCAGUCAGCCACGCAGGACGAUUGCCAGACAGACAGCUCGCUGUGCAUGUAAGAAAGGACAGAUUGCUGGGACAACGAAUGCCAGGCCAGCCUGUGUGGACGCUCGUAUCGUAAAGACCAAGCAGUGGUGUGACAUGGUGCCCUGUCUAGAGGAUGAAGAGUGUGACCUGUUAGUAAAUAAAUCUGGCUGGACUUGUACACAGCCAAGUGGCAGAGUGAAAACUACAACGGGUGUUAUCUGAUCAGCCAGGUGACCAGGUGUCCUAACAGUGGGAGGGGUUCCUGGAGCGCUACAAGACAAGGCCUCUUGCAGAUUUGCCCACCUGCUGUAGAUACUUGCUAUGUCUCAUCGGCUUGACACCUGCCUCUGCCUACCAGUCUGCGUCUCAGCUUUGUAAAUGGGCAGUACCCCCUUGUGCCACGGAGAGCAAACUAGAUGUUCACAAAGCGCCUCGUGGACAGCAGCAGCAUUGAGGAAUUUAUGAGCGACUUUGAGGCACCUACCCUGUUUGAGACUGAACCAAACAUAGGCUUUUGGGACUCCACCAGCGGUUCUGACCUAGACUGUGAACCAAACCGCUUUUUGAACUGCUUUCUGCUGAAGUACAUUUUUGCCACUCAUUUUUACAGACCAAAGAGGAAAAAAUAAUGAUAUAAUGCAGAAAAAAAAUCCAUUAGCACGGAUCGAGAGACAGACUUGAAAAGAUUAAGUUGGUGAAAAAAAAAAAAAAUAUAUAUAUAUAUAUAUAUAUAUAUAUAAACAUAAAUGUAGAGAGAGGUAGAUAUAGAUCUAUAAAGACUUUGCUAGACAGCGGCGGUCUACAAGCGAAAAUGCUGACAUGGAACACUGAAACGACUGGGUUGACCAUUCCCAUUGAUCACAAUCUGAUGAGAACCUUUAAUAUUUUGCAGAUUCCUUGAACUGAACUACCCACUGUAUUUCAAGGAGAGCAAGGAUAUAGAUACUGUACACAAUCACAUCAACAAAUUUGUUUAGCAUUUUUCAGUAGCAACAUUUUGGACAGUUUGCAUUAAGCAUGGAAGGUUAAAUGGAACCGUACCCCAUUGUUUAUCGUCAGAAGAUAUUAAACAAGAACAUGAAAACUGUCAUUUCUGAUUACCAGGAGUGAGAUACUGUAUGUCAUUAUAUGUAUUUUCAAAGGCCUACGAGUUAUAUAUUUAACAGUUUUAUAUGUUGUAUCUUUGUAGAGAACCUUAUUUAACAUGAAUAACAUUGUUAAACUGACAGAUCUAGAAUGUGGGUAAUGCUUUGCAGGCAUAUCUUAUUUUUUAUGUUCCAAUUAAAGUAGCAACUAUUGGCGCAUUUAGAAACAUGACCACACACAGUCAGAAACAAGACCACGAGAAGUUAAAGUUAAAAGGGAAAACACGGACAAAACACAAAGGGAAGAAAUCCUGAAACAGAGUCAUGGAGACUGCUUUUAGCUUUUGUAUCGUGAAGGUUCAGAGAAAAAGCCUUGUAGUUGGGUUUUCGGGAUUGAUUUUUGUGCUUGUGUUUGUUUGCACAGUGCUCACCUCGAAGUCUUGACACCUCCAGAUACAGUUCAGAGAGUCUUAGAGUCAUUUACAUUAAAUGCUUUUUUUAUUAUGAAAUGUUUUAAGAAUAAAUUAAAUAAGUGACAAUAUCAAGUUGCUAAACAAAAUUUUAACAUUA
Danio aesculapii is the source of this 2493-nucleotide messenger RNA. RefSeq names its product TAFA chemokine like family member 5a (gene tafa5a). The coding region runs from base 659 to 1060 and encodes 133 amino acids. The record is from RefSeq and is a predicted model, not a curated record. Gene Ontology annotation, molecular function: G protein-coupled receptor binding; receptor ligand activity. The transcript has 5 exons. NCBI's taxonomy places the organism in Eukaryota, Metazoa, Chordata, Actinopteri, Cypriniformes, Danionidae. Gene Ontology annotation, biological process: G protein-coupled receptor signaling pathway.